CCAGAGUCUUCUUCGCCGACCCCUCUCUCUCUUCUACGCAUCUCUUCGGUUUCUUCAACUCCUCUUCAUCUUGUUUGUAAUCAAUUGACUCCUUGCUUCUUCAACUCGUAAUUUUUUUUGGUCGGAAAGGUUAUAGAAUCGUAUUUCUAAUCCCUCAACGCGUUUUAUUUCUCUGCGGGUCAUGUUUAUAAUUUUUUUUUGAUAAAAAUUCAUUUUCCUCGUUUCGUUCUCCAAAAAAUCGGAAGAAUGGUUUUGGACUGGAGGAGACAAAGUCAGGGUCUGCAUCAUCCAGUGCUUAAUACUAAAUGUAAAUCUUGGUUUAUUGGAAGAAAGUGCUUCAAUUCUUAGGAAGUCUUGAGGAGACAUUCAAAUUCCGGAGUACUGAUAAGGUUUUGAUAAUGCCAAACCGCCGUGAACGAGACAAGUCAUUGAAUAUACAAGGCGAGAACAAAAGAUGAUAAGAAAGAGAACAAGGUCCAAAAGAAGACCAAGAACGAAGACCGUAGUCUUAGUGUCGUUGAGUCGGUCACAAUUGUGAUCAAGACCGACCCAAUCAUUACACCUUGGCUCUUUAGGCUAAAAUUAUUUUCAUUGCAUUUCACAUCAUAAAAAUGUUUUUCAAACAUGUUUAAAACAUUAAAAACACUUGGUGUUCGCCCAAACCAAAAACCAAGCCAUCCGGCGUUCGGGUUUCAGAAACCGGCGUUCGGCAUUCGGUUUUCGGCGUUGGUUUUUGGUGUCCGAACUAAACAAGUGGUUUUCAACUUUUUAUGAUUGAUUUUUACUUCUGGGCACAUUUAAAUAGUUUUCCAUCAAAAACACUUCAAAAACCACCUUUCGUUUUUUUGUCGUUUGAUAAAAACCAUGCGAACGGCAUAAACUUGGCUAGCCGUGGUUUUUACUUAAAUGAAGUGGUUUUCAAGUCUUUUUGUGUAGUAAUUGUUUUUGAAUGCAUUUAAAUGGUUCUCCAAUCAAAACAUCAUGAAAACCACCUUUCGGUUUUGUUUUUGGUAAAAACCACCCGUGUACGGCAUUGACUUGGUCAUCCGUGGUUUUUACCUUAACGACAUAGUUUUCAACAUACAAAGCUUAUUUUGACAUCAAAAUACAUUAAAUAAGUGUUUUAAACACUUAGUUUUUACUUUGGAGAACUUUGCAUUUUUCGGUCGGGUUUCAGUGCCGGUCGGCUAAGCCAUGGUUCUGGACUAAGCCAUCUACCCAGCGAUGGUAGAUUUCACCUAUGCAUGGGAAAGUGAUCUUGGGAUUCCAGAAUCAUUUCACCCAGCGAUGGGAGAUAUUACCCAUCGAUGGGUAAGCAGCCUUCAGCCCAAUUGAAUUCCAGAACCAUGCCAAACAGCGAUGGGAAGCUCUACCCAUCGCUGUUCAAGCCUUGGUCCAACAUUAUCACAAGGCAGAAUGCCCUUACCCAGCGAUGGGAAGCUUUAACCAUCGAUGGGAACCCAGCGAUGGGAAGGCUUAACCAUCGAUGGGAAGACAUAACCGUUGGAAGUCAUUUAAGGCUGAUUCUUUCCUUGUUUGGAAGUCAACUUCCCACCCAGCGAUGGGAAGCUUGUACCCAUCGAUGGGUAGGUGACCGUUGGCUUCAAAACUGAAGGAAAUUUGGCUUACCAGCGAUGGGUGAGUCUAAACAUCGAUGGGAAGCCAAUAUCCUGCAAAUCCCAAAUUUAUUCAAUCCCAUAAAUCAAACCAAUCACCCCUUUAAUGUAUUGGUCCGUUGGAGCCUAUUUUGGCACUAUAAAAAGGGUUGUUUGGGUCUGCUUUACACAUGAAUUCACUUCACAAUAUUCAUAUUAUCAUUGCAUCCAAACAACAUUAUUUUCCAUAGCUUUCUAGAGCCAAUUUGUGAAGUUUGAGUUGUUCUUGAGCGUAUAUAGUUUACUCAACAUCCAUUCUUAAAAAGAGUCUUGUUCUUGAGUGUUCUUAGUGUUGUAAACACGUUUAGAGAAGCUUGUUUCCCUUGGUUGUACGAAGGAAAGGUAUUUUCCUUCCGGUUGAAGUUGGAGUGCGGUAUCUCCGAGCAAGUGUUGUUGAGGCUCGUGGGACUCGAGUUCUCAGGUUGU
Cuscuta campestris is the source of this 2081-nucleotide messenger RNA. The record is from the annotation of a GenBank genome assembly. Lineage: Eukaryota; Viridiplantae; Streptophyta; Magnoliopsida; Solanales; Convolvulaceae.